UCAGUCACUGCCAUUAGCUUGUAGCCGUGAGUUGUAAAGAGGAAAAAACAAGGCCAGUCAAAAUGCAAACGUCUCUAGUUAACAUCGUUUUAUUCUCAUCUCUGCAGGUUCUGUUGUCUUUGUCGUGCUUUCAAGAUGUUGUCGAGGCAGCCAGCGGGAGAGGCUUUGGAGAUAACAUUCACUGGAGGACUCUCGAUGACGGAAAGAAAGAAGCCGAGGCCAGCGGACUGCCAAUCAUGCUUAUCAUCCACAAGAGCUGGUGUGGAGCCUGCAAAGCACUGAAGCCCAAAUUCGCUGAUUCAAAGGAAAUCUCUGAACUUGCACACAACUUUGUUAUGAUCAACCUGGAGGAUGAGGAGGAGCCAAAGGAUGAAACCUUCAGCCCUGAUGGUGGAUACAUUCCUCGGAUUCUUUUCCUUGAUCCCAGCGGUAAAGUCCAUCCUGAAAUCACCAACAAGAAUGGGAAUCCAAACUACAAGUACUUCUACAGCAGCGCAGAACAAGUUGUGUCCGGUAUGAAGGAGGCGCAGGAGAAGCUGACAGGUGACGCCUUCAAGCAGGGCCACACCGGAGACGAGCUGUGAGGAGGCGGAGGCGGGCAUCAGGCUGUAAGGGCUACACUUCCUAUACCUGAGCCUGACAUUCAGACAGUAACUAUACUUUACACAGUGGGUUUCCAGCUCACUGAACCAAACCAAGCCAACCAUUAAAAUCGGUGCUUGAGUAUUUCUUUCUGUCCUGUACGGUUUUUCCAACACUCGUUUUCCUGUCAUCACCAUCGUCUCAGUUUUUAAAACAUGUAUAUUUGUAAUCUACUGUUAAUUAAAUGCCAUGUACUGUACUUACUGUCUGUAGAGGAUAUAACCAACUCAAGCUAGCCAAGUUAACUAUUAUUAACCCUCAUUUCAUACACUGUUGUUGGAUGGAAACUCCACAUCUAGAAAAAUGCCACGUUUGAAGUGAACUGCCUUGUUUGUCACAAGACAACCAUGAAGUAUAAUUCCUUUUUGGUUUCCACUAUUACCUUGUAGACGACUUUGUAAUUCAGUUUAACCAGUAGAGUUAUGUUUUUUUCACCCAACAGCAAUGACAGUUCUUCAUAUUAGUCGAGAUAAGUAUUUUAACACCUGUGAUGUGCUUCCAAAGAUCCUCUACAGUACGUUUAUUAUAUCUGUGACAAUAUUUGCCAUGCACUGCAACAUGGGCUCUGUACUUCUGAUUUCUAUUACACACACACACAUAAUAUUAAUUAUUCAUUUGAACCUGCCAAAUUAUGUAUACUUAUUUAGCUGUAUUCACAUGAUUGUUCUUUUCCUGUCUGUUUUGCUGCUCGUGAAGUGAUACCACACAUCUUUUUUUUGGGCCUCGUUAAACUCUUUGAAUGAGGGAUGAAAACAUUGGUUAUGUGUUUUGAUGUAUUUUAUACAUGUACACAGCCAAGUGUGCAAAUAAAGUUUGUUGUACUGA
Molecule: messenger RNA, 1467 nt
Organism: Centropristis striata (black sea bass)
Lineage: Eukaryota; Metazoa; Chordata; Actinopteri; Perciformes; Serranidae
Gene: txndc12
Product: thioredoxin domain containing 12 (endoplasmic reticulum)
Exons: 7
Coding region: 63-584 (173 amino acids)
Cellular component (GO): endoplasmic reticulum
Source: RefSeq, a predicted model, not a curated record